This is a messenger RNA of Frankliniella occidentalis (western flower thrips), 2277 nucleotides long. RefSeq names its product eukaryotic translation initiation factor 1A, X-chromosomal (gene eIF1A). The coding region runs from base 153 to 599 and encodes 148 amino acids. Gene Ontology annotation, cellular component: cytoplasm. Gene Ontology annotation, biological process: translational initiation. The record is from RefSeq and is a predicted model, not a curated record. Gene Ontology annotation, molecular function: translation initiation factor activity; RNA binding. Lineage: Eukaryota; Metazoa; Arthropoda; Insecta; Thysanoptera; Thripidae. The transcript has 6 exons.
UUGUGUGUAUGUGUGUGCGUGUGUGUGCUCUCUGUUGUGCGUGUGCGUGCGUGCACUUAUUGGCAGCCCAAAAAAGGCUGUAAUUUUGGUUAGUUUUGGCCAAAUUAACAGCUAAAUAUAGACUUGGUAUCAUUCUCAAGACUUGAUUUAACAUGCCGAAGAAUAAGGGAAAGGGAGGUAAAAACAGGAGGAGGGGAAAGAACGAAAAUGAAACUGAGAAAAGAGAGUUGGUAUUCAAAGAAGAUGGUCAAGAGUACGCACAAGUCACUAAAAUGCUGGGGAAUGGUCGUUUAGAAGCCAUGUGCUUUGAUGGUGUGAAGCGUCUGUGUCAUAUCCGAGGCAAACUCCGAAAGAAGGUUUGGAUCAACCAAGGUGAUAUCAUUCUGAUUGGUUUGCGUGACUAUCAAGAUGCCAAAGCUGAUGUUAUUUUGAAGUACACCCCAGAUGAAGCAAGGAAUUUGAAGACUUAUGGUGAAUUCCCCGAAACAGUUCGCAUUAAUGACACCGUUACAUUCGUCGAAGAUGGUUUGGAUGAAGAUAUUGAAUUUGGCGAUGAAAUUAGCAGUGAAGGUGAAGGAGACCCUGUUGACAAUAUUUGACCUGCCAUGAAGUUUAAAAGGGAUGAAAUAGUAAGACACUUUUUGCUAGCUCUUGGCAAUUUAUUUUCCUUUUCCAUCAUCAUUGGGAAGAGCUAAUACAAACCUUUGCCUUUUAAAGGCCUUGUUCUACUUUGAGAAUGAAGAGCAGAAAGAAGAAUCUGAUAUUGUUGACACAAAAUUAUUAUUACUCAUUCAUUUUUACUGUGUUUUUAAACCCCUACUCUGUAGGUCGUCACUUGUAUUCAUCUAGCUAGAUAAUGUACUUUCUGUCAUGUCCAUACUACUUUGAUGAAUUUAGUUUAUAGGUUCCCAGCAGCUGACCCUCAUCUAAUACAUUUAGUUAAAUGCAUAUUUCAAAUUUUGCUACACCAAGUCUAAGAGUUACAGGUGCAUUAUUUAUACUUGAUUUUUUGAGAAUGUGAAACACCUUGGUUUUUGUCUUAAAUAUUGAUUGUAAUGCUUUUGUAAUUAAAUUUUAAGUAGUUAAUUUACAGUUAAAUGUGAAAUGUAUAUGAAAUUAUGUGGUUGAGAUACUUUCAAUUUUCCAAAAACAUAGUGUUUGAUUUACCGAUUAGUGUAUGUUAAGCAGUUUCUACUUGCAUAAUCUCUUAUCCAUUCAUUGAACAUUUCAGUUACCAAAACUCAAUGUCAGACAACUGCUUGCCAUGUGCAUGGUAUCUUUUGAGAGGAAUGCAAACACACGAGAAUUGAAGUGGUUCAUUUCAUUACACCUGUAGAUAGGAAAAUACGUUUUGUGCUUGUAUCAUAUGGUCUGAACCACUUCAAAUGUAUUUUGUGUAGUGUUGCGGGCUCUUUUGUUCUUUUUAUUUUUAAAAAAAUAAAAGAAUGUUCAUGUUAAACUUUUUGUGUGAGCUGUGGUAUGCUGUGUGUUUUUGAUUUAUAUUCCUAGUGUACACCAAGAGAGAAUACUGAGUAUUGGGAUGUGUCUAGCCACUACGUGUAGGACAAAUGUCUGACAGAAAAUAGAACCAGUUGCUGUUCUUCAAAUUCGGAUGAGCAUUUAACAUUUUUCAACAUGCUAUAGCUUCUGUUGCAUUAACUAGGACUAUUGUUGCUAUUGAACAGAACACAGGGAGCUAAUGUGAGUAUAAGCAAUGCAGCUAGAGCGCUUGCUUGUAUCAUCUCAUCAAUUUUGUGUAUAUUUCCUCAGUUUUUGAGCAUUGAUGUUUAAUCCAGCACCUUAAACAAUUUUACAUCUUAAGUCACUUAAAAAUUGAGAAGGGUGGAAAAUGUAAUUCAGGAUCGAUGUGGUGCUAUAAGUCAGUUUUCAAAGCACUCUUUUCACCUGAUAUGUGAUAGAACUUCUAAAAGUUGAGUGAAACUUAUCUAAUUGGUUUAUUGACCGACUGUUGUCCUGAAAUUAUGUUGUACCUUGGCUGAAUUUUAUAACUUGUUGAUACUUCAACUGUUGGAGACCUGUAUUAAUCCCAACAAGUCUGAGUUGUCGAGUAGUAAAUAUAACUUAUGUACCGCCUCCUUUUUUUUUUUGGCAUUUGAGUUGCGUGUUCCACUCUUAUUUGCUGAACUGUCACAUUUGAGUUGUCUCCUAGUUUAAGUUAUUUCUUUUUCAUAAAGACUGGUUGGAAGCCAUUAAUAAAUAUUUGUAUUACAGGAAAAAGAUCAGUCCAUUGUAAUAAAGCAGUUCUGAGCUCACUUA